UUGUCUCGUGCUGUGUGGCUGGUUGAAUAAAAAAUCAAUGAGCUUCAAGCAAAUGUCCUUAGAAACAAAAACGUUGAGUAUCGUUGACACUUUUAAUCAGAGUUAUCGUUUGGUGGGCUGAUAAAAUCAAUACAAAUGCCGUAGGACGUCGAGCGAACCGUAUCCUGGGAGUAGGCUUUGCGUAACCAAGCAGAAAAAGCUCUGAAAACACAUACAAAAAAGAGAAUCGUGUUUAUAUUAUAUAAGAAAUUCAAGUGAGUGGAGAUUAACAUUUUAGAUGACAAGAUGUCGUCUCCAUCAACACAUCCGUAUGGCCUCUCAGCGGAUGAUAUGGCCAGUCAGUAUGGAGCAACGGCCACUAUACAUGCCUCUAACACCGGACCGCCACAGGCCGCUAGACGUCCUCUAGGUCUAGGCCUAGAGCGGGAGGAUGCGUUGGAAUAUUUCAUCAAGUUUCCCAAGCCCUCGGCAGAGAACGAUUUCGUUUUGGCCGACAAUGACAGCGAGGACAACAAUAUUCCCAUUGUAAUGCUGCUGGGCUGGGCGGGCUGCCAGGACCGAUAUCUGAUGAAGUAUUCCAAGAUAUACGAGGAUAGAGGCCUUAUUACUGUUCGCUACACGGCACCGGUGGACACGUUGUUCUGGAAGCGCUCCGAGAUGAUUCCUAUUGGCGAGAAGAUCCUCAAGCUGAUUCAAGACAUGAACUUUGAUGCUCACCCCCUGAUCUUUCACAUCUUCUCCAACGGCGGCGCCUACUUGUAUCAGCACAUCAAUUUGGCGGUGAUCAAGCACAAGAGUCCGCUGCAGGUGCGCGGCGUGAUCUUUGACUCUGCACCAGGCGAGCGUCGUAUGUUGGGGCUGUAUCGCGCCAUUACGGCCAUUUACGGAAAGGAAAAGCGCUGCAAUUGCAUCUCCGCGCUGGUCAUAACAAUCGCUCUAAGUUUCAUGUGGUUUGUGGAGGAAACGUUUGCGGCCUUCAAAAGCUUGUUCUCCAAAUCGUCGCCGGUCCACGCCAGUCCAUUUUGUGAUCUAAAAAACGAAGCAAACAAAUAUCCCCAACUAUUUUUGUACUCCAAGGGCGAUGUGGUUAUCCCUUACAAAGAUGUAGAGAAGUUUAUUCGGCUGCGUCGCGAUCAAGGCAUUGAUGUUUCAACGGCUUGCUUCGAGGAUGCUGAGCACGUUAAGAUCUACACCAAAUACCCCGAACAGUAUGUCCAAUGUGUCAGCACUUUUGUGAGGAAAUGCAUGUCACUUCCUGCCUUUAAUGUUGCCGUUGCUCACCCAGGACGUGGCGAACUCCAAGAGAAACAGCAGCAGAUAAAUCUGAAAUACGAUUAGAUGGCAGCCGACGCGGGCACCACACUACAAAAUUGCAAAACAGCGAGCAGCGUUACAAUUAAUUCUCAAAGAAAAAUGUAAUUACUAACACUCAACUUUUAACGCUUUAUAGUAGAAACGAAUUUAAGAGAUAUUCCAUUAAAUCUUUGCAAACAUUUUGCAAACUCCAUCGCGCAGUUAAUAAAAUAAA
Molecule: messenger RNA, 1528 nt
Organism: Drosophila subobscura
Lineage: Eukaryota; Metazoa; Arthropoda; Insecta; Diptera; Drosophilidae
Product: transmembrane protein 53
Exons: 3
Coding region: 286-1338 (350 amino acids)
Source: RefSeq, a predicted model, not a curated record